AUGAAAUUAUUAUUAACAUUAAUUUUAAUAAUUGUAAAUUAUUGUUGUUUCAUAAAUGCAAAUAAAUUAUUUGUAAAUUUUGUUGGAUCAUAUAGUUCAAAUACAUGCGAUGGUAAUCCAAGUGGAAUUGGUUUUUCUUUAGCUGUUGGCCAAUGUCUUCCAAUUGAAGGUGUUUUAUCAUAUGUUAUAAACGAUAUGCCACCAACUACCAAUUGGUUCAUUACAAUGGGCGGCAAUGGCAAUAGUUUCACACUCAAGCAAUAUGAUAGCCAAGAUCAAUGGUGCAAACAAGACCCAAUCAAUACACUCCAAUUCGAUAAUUUCGAUACUUGCGUAGAACAACCAGCUUUCAUCAAUGUUAAUAAUUCUCUUCUUGCCGAUACCCCUGUUGUUUAUUCCAAAUUAACUCUCUCCCAAAAUGUUCCAACCUACGCUCCAGACUCUGUGAUCAUUGGUCAAUACAAUACAAAUACUAAUGUUUGUACCUACAAUGAUCAACAAUUCGGUGUCUCUUACACCUCUGGUACUGUCAUCUAUAAUGAAAAUGGUAUUUCAAUUCAUGUCUUAUGUAAUCAAGUUAAUCAAUCAAUGAUGUUCAAAUGUAAAGAAAGUAAAUGCGGUGAAACCUUUAUUGACACUUAUUGUCAAAUGUCUGGUGAUGUUCAAAUUUAUUGUAACUCAAAUAAUUAA
Messenger RNA from Dictyostelium discoideum AX4, 690 nucleotides. RefSeq lists its product as hypothetical. The coding region runs from base 1 to 690 and encodes 229 amino acids. Lineage: Eukaryota; Evosea; Eumycetozoa; Dictyosteliales; Dictyosteliaceae. The transcript has a single exon. The record is from RefSeq and is a predicted model, not a curated record.